Molecule: messenger RNA, 1575 nt
Organism: Diaporthe batatas
Lineage: Eukaryota; Fungi; Ascomycota; Sordariomycetes; Diaporthales; Diaporthaceae
Exons: 1
Coding region: 1-1575 (524 amino acids)
Molecular function (GO): oxidoreductase activity; FAD binding
Source: RefSeq, a predicted model, not a curated record
AUGGUCGACACUCGUUUCCUGGCCGGCGGUAGCCGUGCUUCUAUUUUUGCAUCUAUCCUCGCAUUUACCACUUCACUUACCGCUGCCUUCCCUGCGCAGCACGACUACAACAGCGUCGAUCUGUUGAGGAGACAGGACGCCUCUGCUGCUCUAGGCGACUGCCUUUCCACCGCCGGCGUCGAGACCUCCCUCCCUUCCGGCGCAAACUGGGCCAACGACACUCAACCAUGGAACUCCCGUCUGUCCCCUGUCCCCUCGGCGGUGGUCUUCCCCAAAACCGAGGAGGAAGUCUCGGCUGUGCUGAAGUGUGCCUCGAGCACAGGCACCAAGGUCACCACCCUUGGUGGUAACCGCUCUUUCUCCAGCAUGGGCUUCGGACGCAACGAUGGUGCCCUCGUCGUCAACCUGAAGAACAUGAAGGUGCUCGAAUACGAUGACAAGACCCAGCUCUUCACUUACGGUGGACCCGUCAUGAUUUCGGAGGCGGCCGGCUUCAUGUGGGAGAAUCACAAGCGUGCUCUGCCUCACGGCCGAUGCCCUGACGUCGGCAUGGCUGGUGUUGCAGCCUCUGGCUUCGGUACACUUUCUCGCGCCUCUGGAACAGUGUUGGACAAUGUCGUCGGCGUGCGUGUCGCCCUCGCCAACGGAACCAUCGUCGAUGCCGACGCCAACGAGAACUCGGACAUUUACUGGGCUGUCCGUGGAGCUGCGAGCUCCAUCGGAGUCGUGCUGCGUUUCAAGCUGCAGACUCUCGAGCCCCCGUCCCAGACCGUCUUUAACUACACCAUCUCCUUCAACAAGAACUACACCGCCACGCAGCAGGAUAACGUCGACGCCCUGAUCGGCGCCCAGACCUGGGCCCAAAGCGCCGACAACAACGACCUGCUCUCCGUCCGCUUCGGCAUCAAGACCAGCUCCCAGCUCCAGGGCUUCUUCUACGGCUCACAGGAGGAGUACGACAAGGUGACCGCGUCGCUGCUGAGCCACCUCCCCUCCACCAUGUCCCUCAAGACCACCCAGUCCGAGUUCUGGGACUCGGAGGACUUCUCCACUCCCGGCAUAAAAAAGCAGUCCAUCACCGGCCGCCGCUACUUCUACAUCACCUCCGUGACCAUCCCGGGCUCCGCGCCGCUCGACAACUCCACGGCAUGGGCGCUCUUCUCCGCCACCGCGUACGAGGAGAAGCUCCCCGACGCGUCGGCCUCGGGCCUCGUCGACAUCUGGGGUGGCGCCUACACCAAGGGCGUCAAGGCGGACACCUCGGCGUGGAAGCACGACGACAACCUGCUGCUGGUCCGCUGGGACAUCCGCACCUCGGCCCCCGACGUGCCCUUUGCGCAGUCCACCCUUGACACCGUGCACGACCGCUUCUACAAGUUUGUCGACGCCUACAAGGCCGCCGGUGGCUCCCCCGGCGGGUUCACCACGUACCGUGAUGAGAAGUGGGACAUCAAGGAGACCGCCGAGUACCUGUACGGCGACAACUGGGCCCGCCUGCAGAAGAUCAAGACUGCAGUCGACCCUGGCGAGAUGUUUAACACUGAUCCUCAGGCUGUCCCUGCUUUGAGUGCUUAA